This is a messenger RNA of Anneissia japonica, 1464 nucleotides long. RefSeq lists its product as uncharacterized. The annotation marks the transcript as partial. The record is from RefSeq and is a predicted model, not a curated record. Lineage: Eukaryota; Metazoa; Echinodermata; Crinoidea; Comatulida; Comatulidae. The transcript has a single exon.
UUGCCGGAUAUUUUCAACUAUUUCAUUAAUACACCAGCUUGCGAUGAACAACCCAAUGCAAACUAUCGAAGCAUAGUGGAAGGCCAAAAUUAUCUGAGUUCAGGAUGGAUUGGCAUGAUCCAGCAUAAAUUUGUUGGAAGUAAAAUUAUUAUGAAAGGUUGUGUACGCUACUCUCAGGCGAUUAACAGUUAUCACUCUGUUGAAAUAACUGUUAAAAGCACAACAAUUACAGGAGUGAAAUGCGAUUGUAUUGCCUCUGAAGGUAAAUGCUGCAGCCAUUCUGCAGGACUUGCAUUUAAAGUUUUCGAGGCCAACAAGAAAGGCUUUAUUGGCAUGGCAUGCACCGAUCAGCCAUGCAAGUGGAAUAAAAGCACACAACAAAAUGUGUUGCCUGAUAGCAUAGAAAAUAUACGCAGCAUUAAAAAAAGAUCCACCGAGAACAGCAUGUUAAGUUUUGAAACAGAUGCUGACGUUAUUCAGCAUCUUUCCUCAUCACAUCUUAAGGAUCUGUCAGGCAUACAAGGAACAAUCCUAAAUCAAAUUGCUACAAGAAAACCUACAGGUGCCACAAUAAAUGCUUUUAAUUUUGUCCAUGGACUUCAUAAUGUCACGCUAAAUUGCAAAAUUUGUAGAGACAUAUAUUAUGAACAUGUACAUUUAUCUGCAAUUGAAGCCGCAUCCCUUGAUAAACAAACGGUAAACCAAAAAUGUGCAUUGCGGACAUCACAUAGAAAAAGGCAGAUAACGAGCAGUGUAGCAGCUACGGUGCCAAAACGGCCUAAAACUGAUACAUCAAGGUGGUUGAAAAACCACUUUAAACCUACAUUUUCAGGAAAUGCAAGUACCAAGUAUGGACAGACCCAUGAAUCAUGUGCAAGGGCACAAUAUGAAUCAGAUACUGGUCAAAUAGUUACUUCAUCUGGGCUUGUAAUUCGUCCUGAGGAUAGUUGGUUAGGGGCUAGCCUAGAUGGAAUAAUUGAUGAUAGCACAAUAUUGGAAAUUAAGUGUCCAACAGAUAAAAAAUUGGCACAUUUUAAUAAUUCUGUUAAAUGUUUAAUUGAAAGUGGUACAUAUGAUGUGAAAAUAGAUAAUGGAAUAUAUUAUCUCAGGCAGACCAGUGCUGCCAGUGGCUAUUAUACACAGGUACAAGUUGCUAUGCAUUGCUCAUUUUGUAAAAAGUGCAAAUUUAUGGUGUGGUCACCUAAAGACUACAUAAUUGCAAAUGUACAUAAUGACCAAAAGUGGACUGAGGAUAGGAUAGCAUCUCUGAAAACAUUUUAUUUUGAACAUAUGCUGCCAGCUCUUACGGAUAUGGUACUAAAAAAUGAACUCAAGUUAAUUAAACUAAAAAUGUAAGGAUUUUAAUGAAAUUAAUUAUUGUUAUAUACAGUAUUUAUAUAAUCUUUAUUCUGAAAUAAAGAGCAGCAUAUGUUUUAUAACUUAACAUGCUGUUUUUGGUAGAUC